Molecule: messenger RNA, 855 nt
Organism: Glycine soja
Lineage: Eukaryota; Viridiplantae; Streptophyta; Magnoliopsida; Fabales; Fabaceae
Product: copper transporter 5.1-like
Exons: 1
Coding region: 72-515 (147 amino acids)
Biological process (GO): intracellular copper ion homeostasis; copper ion transmembrane transport
Cellular component (GO): plasma membrane
Molecular function (GO): copper ion transmembrane transporter activity
Source: RefSeq, a predicted model, not a curated record
GAAAAUUUCAAAACAUAGCGUUUUCUUCUUCUCGUGGUUCCGUGUCUGUCAGAUAUUUCUCAAGUGCGAAAAUGAUGCACAUGACAUUUUACUGGGGCAAGAAGGUGACGAUCUUGAUCGAUUCAUGGAAGACAGAUUCCUGGACGAGUUACUUUCUGAGUCUACUCGCCUGCCUCGUCGCUGCCGCGUUAUACCAGUACCUCGAGAAUCGUCGGAUUCGCCUGAAGCUCCUCGCCGGCGGCCGGAGGCCCUCGCCGGCGCCGGAGAUCCGCGCUCCUCUUCUCCGGUGGGGCGUCGCCGGCGACAAGGAGAAGUUGGGGGUCAAGUUUGCGGAAGCGGUUCUGUUCGGGGUUAACUCGGCGAUCGGGUACUUGUUGAUGUUGGCGGUCAUGUCCUUCAAUGGAGGGGUAUUUUUGGCAAUUGCGGUGGGUCUCACCAUUGGUUAUUUCUUCUUCAGGAAUGAAGGAGAGAAUGACGCGCUUGUUGUUGAUAAUAAUUCUUGUGCAUGUGCUUAGUGCUUGUUAAUAUCAUCUUACGUAAUGUUGCAAAAAUUUUAUUUUGGUAACAAUUUAGUGUCUGAAAAUUGUAUUUGUCCCGAAAGGAAAGGAUGAAAUUGUCGUAUUUUUUACAGAUUGGGACUAAAAUAAGAAUUUUCAUCUUUCAGACUACAUUUUCACCGGUUGGACCGAAAUGGUCAUUUACUGUGUAAUGUAAUGUCAUGCAUUUCAUGUAAUAGUGUAUUUGUGAAUUGGGUUGGUCUCUAAUUCUUUGAGAUCUGUUGUGCUGUGUAAUUUUGUGUUGAUGAAUGAAUGUGUAGUUGUGAGGUGUGAUCAAUGAAUGGGAGGUUUUAAUUCU